UCGCACACGAAUAAAUAACACGGGAAUUGCCCUGGUGGAGUUUCGGCGCCGCUGGGCUGUAGGGGAGGCCGAGGAAAAAAGAAAAAGAGAGGGAGGCAACAGAUAGAAAAAAGUAGAGCGAUAUGGUACCGCGGGAGCUGAUCGCGUUGGCGACGCUGACGACGCUAAGCGUCGCGACGUCGGCAGCUGCCGUCGCGGCGGCGUCGAUUGACUUCGACCUCGCUGGCGGCGGUGGUGGCGGCAGCGGCAGCGACUACGAGGUGCUGCCCGACACGGAGGAGAGGACAUCGACUGCCGACAACGACGACGUCGCCGGAGGCAGAGGUCAUAGAGCCGGUGGCGAGGUGCGCUGCUACUGCAAUCAGCCGCACUGCGUCUCCCAGGGCUACAUGUGCCGGGGCCGGGGUUGUUUCACGGAACUCCCGCUACCCGUAUUCGGGAGCACGCGCCAGCAGCAGCUCGUCGCUGCGAGUAGACCUGAGCACGCGGCCUACAGCGGCUGCCUCGAGGAGAGCUUCGCCGAGCGACCCUGCCCCCAGGGGAAGCUCUGCUGCGGCCAGGACCUCUGCAAUCACGUGGACAGCCCGGCGAUGAGGAGCCGACUUAACAAGACUCUACAAGUUUUACUCGGCGAGCAGAGGGCAUACUUCGGCUCGAUGCAGCCCUCCGGCCAAGAGGUUCAGACGUCUGAUGGCUGGUUCAAGACGGCGACGAUCGCCGUUCCGAUCUGCGGUUUCGUCGUUCUCCUCAUCCUGGCGAGUCUCGCUAUAAGGCUCCUGCAGCCGGUCCCGUCGCAGGGCGACAAACUCAAUGGCCUAAGGAUGCCGGAGAAUGCGCCGCCUCUCCUUGGCCCACCCAAGCUGCCCCUCGUCUGAGUCACUGCGAGUCUCCCUGCCGA
Molecule: messenger RNA, 898 nt
Organism: Ceratosolen solmsi marchali
Lineage: Eukaryota; Metazoa; Arthropoda; Insecta; Hymenoptera; Agaonidae
Product: BMP and activin membrane-bound inhibitor homolog
Exons: 3
Coding region: 123-875 (250 amino acids)
Source: RefSeq, a predicted model, not a curated record